Protopolystoma xenopodis is the source of this 1074-nucleotide messenger RNA. The record is from the annotation of a GenBank genome assembly. Lineage: Eukaryota; Metazoa; Platyhelminthes; Monogenea; Polystomatidea; Polystomatidae.
CCAGCUGGUUUAGACGGACUCUGUAUAGACACUACUCUCUGCAACGCUCUGCAUCUUGUUGCUCCACACGUCGAUCGCAUCCAAGUUCGCUCAGAUGGCCAUUGGCGCAUCCCACCAGCUCUCGACACGCUUGAUUUGCCGCUCCACCUCGAUCGUUGGAUGCCAGUAUUUGGUCCUCUCACUGAGAUGGUCACUCGCGCUCUACUAACCACUAAGUCAUCAUUGUCGAUACAUUCAUCAUCAUCAUCGAGUAACGGCGUCUUUCAGGCUUGCCAAUAUUCAGGUACGCUGUCUGUCUCUUCAUCCCAAUCACCUUUGCAAAUUUCCCCAUCGGCAUCUCAGUCAUUGGCUCAGUUAGGACCGAUGCAACCUCUGCCAAACCUCGCUUCUGCAGGAGCUUUGGCACAUGCAGGGCACCAACAAACUCAAUCAGUGGUCGCACCACCCUUAAACUCAGUAGCAGGACCACCACAACCUGCAGCAGGACCAGGGCAAUUAAGAGCUGGAGUCGCCUGGACAGGAAACCUAUCGGGAAUUAGAACGCCUAUUCAACAACAACAGCAAACGUCACAUUCCAUUCCGCAUUCGUACGCUCCUAUGCCACCGGGAUCAGUUGGUUCCCAUCAACUGCCGUAUCCUCCUUCAUCUUUACAGUCUGGGCAACCCACUCAUCCUCCACCACCAAGCAGUACUGCUUAUCGCCGGCAACAAUCGCCUAUGCCACCGCCCGUUCUUUCAACUAAUUCGGGAAUUAUGUGUUCUGGCCAGAGCACUCGUCUAACUUCGCCGUCUCCACCAUACUCAUUGGUUUCUCCGGUUUCUGGGCCUCAACCAGCUUUGGACGGCUUUGUGUCUGUGACUUAUCCAGCCUCCUCAGCCACCACUUCCUCCGUCAGUUCCGCAUCUAUUAUGACGACGGCUGGAACGCCAAUCUACUCUGUCCAAGGGCAGUUGAUACCACCAUGGCAACAACAGCAACCCACUGCGAUUACUCAGUUAGUGGAUAACUUUGUCUCUGGUCCGGCUAAUUGGCAAACUCUCUCACGACCUUCAUCUCAGCCUGGCAAGUGCUAA